CAACUCUCUUAUGGAGGGUAGGACGUACAUAGGCACAUAGGCAGACGCAAACACAGUUAUCCCAUACAUCAAUAGAAGAGUGAGUGGCAAUUUUGCACGAAUACGAGGACAAUUACCCUGAAAUGAAGAAAGUAUCGAAAAUAGGACGCUCAAAGAUUGGGAUGUUCUUUAACCAUACACCAGCGCAGAAAGAUUCACCAUCGGACGAUAUUGUUCAACGUCUACUGGAAGAAAAUUGCAAAUUGCGCCAAGACCUUAGUGAUGCCAACAAUCGAAUUCGUGAGCUGGAAGAGAAAGUAGAAUCAGUGUCAGCGACAAAAGAAAUACAGGAACACAAAACAUCGAUUGCUGCGCCAAAAUCAACUCUAUUAGAAACUCACGUUAUGGAAAAGCAAGACACAAUAGAUGAUCGAGAUGAUAGUUCUCAUAUUUCCAAUGACGAAUCUGAGUUUGACACCGACGAUUUUAGUAUUGAAUUGGACGUAUCCACGGUGGAAUUGACGAUGCAGCGAUAUCAGUCGCAAGAACUGUUGGACAAUGACGAAUUGCAAUCGACAACUUCUUCUGCCUGCACAACUCCCACGGGUAAUGACAAGGAAAGUAAUAACCGCCGYCGACAGUCGCAACUGCGGCGGCGAYUGCGAGGUAACGGGAAAAGUCCCAAUUUKUAUACUCAGCAACGAAGUCUUUUGGAUAUUUAUGGGUAUGAUGACGAUUCGGUCAGCGUUACAAGUGACCUUUCAUGCUCUGUUGCUUCAUCAMGAUUGACAAAAGGCAAUUCGUUUUCGGAAGGCGGUUCACUUAUGUCGGGUAGAAGGCUGCCGUUGUAUGACAUGAAAUCUUUGCUYAGGAUUAGUUCGACCGAUUCGGAUGUGAUUUCUAGAUCGAUGUUGGACAACGAAUCUACCUUGCUUGGUGAGAUUUGAAGUGUUGAGUCUCUUUUCAUUUCGACUCAAUUUUACAAGUUAUAAUGUGAUCAGUAUCUGUUUCAGAAAAGAGCGAUAACAGUAGAAACACGACGUGAAAGUACUGAUUCGGAACAUAUUGUGAUGCAUCUCACUUGUAUGUAGCAACAACAKUUUCGUCAGUUCGGCCUAAUCCACUUCCAUCUUGGAAACACUUGGCUUCAAAUACUACACACAACAUCUCUGAUCUAAAUAUAUGCCGAGUCAAGGCAAAGAUAAGUUAAAGCAUCUUUGGUAUUUGAUGGACAUAACGAUGCAAUUGUAAUAAAAGGAAUUUCAGUGU
Molecule: messenger RNA, 1248 nt
Organism: Pseudo-nitzschia multistriata
Lineage: Eukaryota; Bacillariophyta; Bacillariophyceae; Bacillariales; Bacillariaceae
Source: the annotation of a GenBank genome assembly